AACUUCCCGUCAGGAUGUUUUCCCCGUAGGGGUUUUGCGGCCAAGAAAAUAGCUUAAAAGAGAUGUAAAAUGUUUUCGCGGGGCGGUAAUCCUGUGGAAGGCUGUCAUGCUGCCCGGCCGCGCGGCGACUUGGUAAUGGUUAGAAUUUUUACAGAGUCUUAAGGCGUGAUCAUCUUCCGUACUGACGAUGAGGAUGCUACACAUCGUCCUGGUGCUCCUGCAGCUGGGAAGCAGCAGACAACAUCGACCGCUACCUGAAGGAGCAGUGGGGGUGGUUGCGGGAGCGCAUUUCGAGCCGAUACCUCAGGUAACAUUGUACACUUCAUCGGUACCAGUAAAUUUUAAGGUUGCUUGGCCAAUGCAAUUAGAUGACAUUCAGGAUAGUAUCAAAGAUAUCACUUCUUGUCCCUCCAAUAGUUCAAGUGAAUGGUGUGUUAUUUUCAAAGAAUUAAAACAUAGCUUAAUUUAUACUGACAUGCUAAUUAAUAAGGUAAACGAAGCAGCAGGGGAUGACGUAUUGGAUUUUCAGUCUCAAGUUCGGGAAAGACGAGGGUUAAAUUUCAUUGGAGAGUUUUUUCAUUGGUGUUGUGACAUUGCCGUCAAUAGUCAAUUGAAUAAUCUUUUCCUAAAUGAACAACAAAUGUCAGAACACAUAAACAAGAUGGAAUCACAAAUUUUAAACACUCAUGAGGCACUGGCAAAUAUGAGCAACACUAUUUUUGUUAUAAACGAGGGAAUGACCGGAAUUCUAAAAAGAGUACAAUCAAAAUUCACAAAUUUGUCUGAUUACUUAAAAGACCUCCGAGAGACUAUGGUGACUAAGUUUUCAGGAAUGGUUCAAGACAUAGGACAUUCAUUCCAGUUUCAGGUACUGUUGGCCUCUCAAUUAGCCAAACAAGCGCAUACAUUUACAAGACUAGAGAUUCUGGACCAGUGCCGGUCAAAUAAAAUACCUGCCAUUGUAGUUACACCAGCUCAAUUGAAAGAGAAAUUAAAUAUGCUAAAUGAAAUUCUUAAUAGGGAUGGUUAUGCGUUGUCCAUAAGUGUAUCAGAAGUUCAGAAAUAUUUUAAUUUACCCAUUUGUAAAUGUCAAGUCCACAAGGAAAAUUUAUACCUUCAAAUUAAAGUACCAAUUGUUAAACUAAAUUCCAAUUGGAGAUUGUUUCAGUUCGUCGCAGUCCCAUUUCAGUGGAAGAACUCAACUUGUCAUUUGGAUCAUGCUCCGAAUUUUCUGGCAGUGGAUGGAGACCAUCUAAUCACUAUUCAGGGUAGAAAUUUAUUAGAUUGUAGACCAUUUGAAGAUAAAUUGUGUUUUGUUCCCAGGUUCUCCGGAGAUACCCUAGGUAGUGCUUUGUGUCCAAAGGCUCUUUUUCAGGGGAUUACCGUUGAAAAUCUUAGUACCACAUGUGCGUUUCGAUGCCAUUCCGGAAACCAACUGAUGAUCACCCAGGCUGGACCAGAGCGGUACUUCCUAACAAACCCGUCAGGAAAAUUAGACUUGCAAUGCAUGAAACAUAACAAUGAAUCUUUAUUUUUAGGAAGUGGAGACAUCCUCGGAGCUGUAGAUAUAGAAGUACCGUGUGAUUGUCGUUUGUAUUUAAACCAAGAACUUAAAAUUAACGAGUUGUAUCCAUGUGAUGCGUUAACAAAAUCUAAAUUUCAAUUGGUACAUGUAAUACCAGCUGCUUGGACGAAGUUACGUAAAUUGAAAAUUUUCCCUCAUCCUACGUCAACACAUACAGUUUUUCCAUCCUUAAUGGAUUGUUUAGAUGAAAAUUGGCCAACUCUAAUACCACAUUUAAAUUUUUCUUUGACAAAGUUUGAAACCCCUUUAGACCCGAUUCAUUUAAGAGAACCAGAAAACGUACCAAGAUUUGUAAUGAAAAACUUACAGAGUAUUGCGCUUUCCAUUGUAAGUAGUGUAUUAUUAUUUAUUAUUAUUAAAAAUCCAUAUCUAGUAGGUAUUGGAACGCUACCAAGAGUAUCCGCCUUGGACAAUGUUACUACCCUUGGCAUAGAAAUAAGUGUAACUGUAAUUACUAUAUUGGUAAUAGUUGGAAUGUUUUUAGUUCUGUUAUUAAAAUAUCUGAGAAAUCGGAAACCCCUCAGUAUGUCUGUAGAAAUCUCGACUACAGUAGAAAAUGCUGUUCCUUCUACCAGUGGAAAGGUAGAAUUAAAAGACAUACUAGCCAGAGAUAAUGGUUGUGUAGCUAAGUUAUCCAGUGAAACUGGGGAGGAAUUGAAAGUAACCAUUUCCAUUUGUGAUGAUCAGUAGUGAAUGAAUUUUGUUCAAUGUAAAGCUUUACCUACGAUUAGAAUAAAUUAGAAUUUGAUUAAUGUUUAUGUGAAGGGGCAUGCGCCCAUAAAUAAUUUUUAUAGAACCAAAUAACGAUGGAGGGAGAAUACCAGGUUCAAUAAGGGGAAUUAUGACGUCAGGACUAAUCAUUGAGAAAGUGGGUGGGAUCCUUUCCGUAUUCCCAUUUUCCACCAUAAACCCCCCCCCCCCCCCUUGUGUUUUUAUUAUUCAAGAAGUGACAUUGAUAGUUUUCGUCAAUCGAAGAGAAUGACUUUUGAGGCGGACUUGUUAAGGGUAAUUUCGAAAGGAGUGCUGUGGUGCAGCUCCAUCCAGAACUCUUGUCCCUUCUCGAGUUGGGAGAAGGCGCGUCGUUAAGGGUCAGCCAGAUACCACGUGGGCCAGUUGGGAGAAGAGGACCUGCUUCUACCCAUUGCUGCGGGCUGGUGCCCGUAUCGUCGAAUCGUGUGGUGAUGCACGAUUACCAGGAGUAUCAGCGGUUUGGGAG
Bacillus rossius redtenbacheri is the source of this 2801-nucleotide messenger RNA. RefSeq lists its product as uncharacterized. Lineage: Eukaryota; Metazoa; Arthropoda; Insecta; Phasmatodea; Bacillidae. Bases 188 to 2275 code for a protein of 695 amino acids. The transcript has 2 exons. The record is from RefSeq and is a predicted model, not a curated record.